CAAGGCGGACAGUAAUAGCAUGGAUCCUGAAGGUGAGGCGGAUACACGGCCACUUCUCUGUGUAGACUGGAAGAGUUACAAGCUCCUACAGGACCCGGCCACCCGCAGGGUUGCUCGGAAAAUCUACAGAUUCGAUGGGAUUUACUUCAGCGAGCCGGACUCGGAGUUUACGCCUGUGGGGGAGUUACGUGACCCUCGGCCGAGAAGGAUCUGGUCCAGACCGAGGGAGAUAUCGCUUCCUUUACCUAAAUUUAAGUUGGAUGAGUUCUACGUGGGUCCGAUUCCGCUGAAAGAGGUGACCUUCGCCCGGCUGAAUGACAACAUCAAGGAGCCGUUCCUGUUGGAGAUGUGCACCAAAUUUGGUGAGGUGGAGGAGAUGGAGAUCUUGUUUCACCCCAAGACCCGCAAGCACUUGGGCCUGGCCCGUGUCCUCUUCAGCAGCACCAGGGGAGCCAAGGACACGGUCAAGCAUCUGAACAACACGUCCAUUAUGGGCAACAUAGUCAACGUCCAGCUCGACAUUAAAGGCCAGCAGAGGAUGAAGUAUUACGACCUGAUCGUCAACGGCACGUACACCCCACAGACGGUGCCGACAGGAGGCAAAGCCUCCACGGAAAAGUUUCAGCCCCCUGCUCCAGCCCAGCCCGAUACAUCCUCUGAUAUCAGACGGAAGCUCUCUACAGAUCAGAUGCCGGUGGACCCUGGUGUCGGGGAGCAACGUCUGGACACUCCUCCGUCCUCCCUCGGCGGACCCUACACCCCCGGGUCUUCGUGUUCCUCACAGGGAGGUGGCACCCCCUACACGUCACGCUCUGGGACCCCCUUUUCCCAGGAUUCAGGCUACUCUGGGAGCAGGACUGCAGGCUACACCGGCGGUCCUCUGGGCAGCGGUUACCCCCAGCAGGACAUGCUUCCUUCCUCCUCCUGCUCCUCCGCUGCCGUGUCCUCGUCAUCCGGGUUCAAGCCCAAUCGUUAUCACGACGACCCUCAAGGAGUUCCCCCUCAGGACCCCUCCAUGUACCAGCGAGGGCGUCCUGGUUUCCCCCCUCCACCGAACUUUCCUCCGUACCACAAUGCAGGCGGCCCAGGGAUGCACGCGCCCCAGCACCCACCCGUGCCCCCAUCGGGCUCCAUGUACGACUCUCCGCCUGUGAGCGAGAGAGACCGGGAGAGGGACAGAGAUCGGGACAGAGGGCCUAGAGACAGGGACAGAGAAUUCGUGCGCUACGGUGGCCCCCGGCGCUCCUCCUACCACCAACAAGACGGCAACACGUCCUCGUCGUCCAAGUCCUCGCACCACUCUCACCAUCGGGAGGAGCGGGACGGCAGGCAGUAUCGGCGCGACAGCUCGGGAUCCAGAGAGCACGGGAGGCACCGGAAUCACCACCACUCGCAUAAUCACCACGGCAGAAGAAGGGACAGUCGAGACCGAGACGGGGACUACGGCAACGGCGCGGACCCGCGCCACAGAGGCCACGCCAACUCCAGCCAUCGUGCCUCCAACAGUCAUUCUCCUCCACCUCCGUCGUACAGCUACAAUUCCUCUAAAGACCUGCCCGCUCACAACACUCCGUCUUCAUCCCGCCUCGACCCGUCUCCUCCCGUCAGGUCAGAAGAAAGGCCGGCCGCAGGUGCGGACAGUGACUACCGCUCCCAAGCCCGUCAUACACCUUUGCAGCCCCCGCCUCCACCUCCUCCGCUGCCCCCGGCCUCUGUGAUCGCUGCGGCCGUAGCCGAGACGCUCGGCUCGCUGGACUACGGCCAGGACAGCCCCGUCCGGGAGGACCAAUGGAGCAAACCGAAACGACGCCCCAGCACCCCUCCGCAGCCUCCGCGCACCCCUCCGCCGUCCUCCCCUCCUCACGCGUCCGUUCCGUCGUCGUCCACGUCUCCAUCCUCCACCUCCCUGACUCACCACCUUCCCGUAUCGAACGUCUCGCUCGACUCGCCCGGCGCGAACCGCGGCGACUCCUCUCCGGAGCCGGACUCCACCAACGAGAGCCUGCCGUUCACGCACCACUCCAGCAGCCUGGACUCGCGCAUCGAGAUGCUGCUCAAGGAUCAGAAGUCCAAGUUCUCCUUCCUCGCCUCUGACGACGAGGAGGACAAGAAGGAGGAGAACCGGCAGGAAAACAGCUCGAGGAGGCAGAGGGACGAGGCCAGAGACACGGACCGGCACCGGAGGGAUUCACGGAGGAAUAAGGGGAGAAAAGCAGGAGCCGGGGAGGGAAGGAAGAGCCCCACGGAGGCGCCCUCUAAUGGAGCUUCAGUGUCGGAAUCUAUACAGGGUCAGCAGCUUCCCUCUCAGGGACACACGGGCUCGGACGCACAGAGAAUCACGGGCGCACACACACCACCUUCCUACAACGGGGAGGGAAAGUCCCCUCAUUCCUCUGGGGAGGACAUGGAGAUCUCGGACGAAGACGACAGUUGCAUCACCGCAGUGACUCCUCACCAUGGAUCCUCUCCCGCCUCCUCAGCUCAGCCGGCGUUGCCCUCUCAGGCCUCGGACCCCGCGGCCGGCACCCCCGACAGCACACAGCACUUCAACGCCUCCAUACCGCCUCCUCACAUCCCGUCCUUCCCUCCUCACCUGCCCCCUCCUCCCCCGCCCGGCUUCUCCCUCCAGCCUCCUCCCCCGCCCGGCAUCCCCCCUCCAGUGCCUCACAUGGAGCACCACCCGGAGUUCCCGCCGCCUCCUCACAUGUACGACUACGCCAGCUCCAUGGAGCUCAUGAGCCAGUACGGCGGCACGUCCUUCCAGAUGCAGGCUCACCUGCUCAGCCGCCUGCACCAGAUGCGCGAGAAGCACGCCACCGGCUCCGAGUACGCUCCUUCUUUCCACCUGCAUUCCAUGCCUCCUCCGCCUCCCCACGCGCCGCCUCCCCACCACCCCUACAUAGACCAAGACGGUACCGCGGGGAACCACUACGACCAAGACCACCGUUACAUGCCCCCACACAUGCCCACGUACCCGUACCCGGAGCCCCACGCUGGGCAGCUUCCCCCUCCCCACCCGCACAACAUGCCUCCGCCCCCUCCCGAUGCCUGGCCCCCACACGUCCUACCGCAGCACUUUCCCUCGCACUACCCCCCUCCCGGCUAUGGAGCUGUGCCCGGUCCGGAGGGCGAGCAGUUCCCGAUGCCUGCGGUGACCCAGAACCCACACGAGGUCACGGUCCAACUGGUCCUGGGCGCCCUCAUCGAGGAGAUGAAGAACACCAUGCAGAGGGACUUGAACCGCAAAAUGGUGGAGAACGUGGCGUUCGGGACCUUCGACCAGUGGUGGGAGCGCAAAGAGAGAAAAGCCAAGCCUUUCCAGACGGUGAUGAGAAGCGUGACGGAAGAGAAGAAAGACGAGAAAGCCAACAGUCGGGCACGCGAGCCUUUAAUGUCUCUGGUGGACUGGGCCAAGAGUGGUGGCGUGGAGGGCUUCUCUAUGCUCGGGUCUCUGCGUCUGCCGUCUUUUAAGGUGAAAAGAAAAGAACCUCAGGAAUUUGAUGAGGACGCUUCACUAAAAAGAGCCAGGCCUUCAACUCCACCUGACGAGGAAGAUGAAGACUCGUACCAGGGUAAAGAUGCAGACGGCGUCAGUCGGCCGGAGGAGAACCGCGUGGCCGAGCGAGAGGCAGCCAAACGGAGGAAGAGGCCGAAGCCUCGUAAACCCUACGACCUGGACAGUGAAGGAGAGGAGACGUCGGACGAAUCUUCUUCCGGGAAGGAGGAGGAUGACAGUGAAAAAGAAGAAUCAGAGGACGAAGCGGCCAGCGCAGACAGUGAUGACGAGCGCGUCUCCUCUUCGUCCGAGAGCUCGUCGUCCUCUUCCUCCUCCACCUCGUCCUCCUCAGACGAGGAUGACGACGACGACGAGGAAGACCUGGAGCAGCCAGAGGAGAGCGAAAGCUUGGACACGAUGGACGAGUCCACCAUGGACAGCGUGGCCGUGGAAACGGAGAAGGAAAAGGAGAAAGAAAGUGUCGUUCAGGUAUCACACGUGAGUCCUCCGGCAGAGGUUAAACCAGAAAAAAAGUUGAACCCAGCGGUGCCUACAGGUCGUCGGCCACCGUCCCCGCCUUGCCCCCGACCGUCCUCUCCCAUCCUGCCCCCUCUGAAGAAGCGUCGCAAGACGGUGUCCUUCACCACGGAGGAGAGCGAAGCCAAACCCCCCAUCACGCCGUCUGCUGGGCCGCUUUCUCCAUCGUCAUCCUCCGCAGCUUCUCCGUCUCUUCUGCUCUCUCCUGUCAAGUCACAACCUCCAGAUCAGCUCAUUUCAUCGUCUCCCGCGGCCACGCCCGCCAGCGCCGCACCACCUGCAUCUACCAAGCCCGUCCCCAUUCUCUGCCCCUUCGCUACUCGGCCGGACAAAGCCGCUCUCCCGUCGUCCUCGCCUUCCGACGUCCUCACCGUGCCUCCUCCGGUGCGCUCCCUCCGUCCGGAGGAGCCCAGGAAGAGUCCUCAGCCGACCCACGCCAAGUCCCCUUCCAAACGAGCGAGUGGCAAAGAAUCCCCCCGAGUCACUCCCGCUGCCCCCGUAUGCCUUACAGUCCAGAAUCUCCCGAUGGACCACGCCUCGCUGGUCAAGGUGGCCUACGAGGAACCGGCCCCGGCCGCGCCGAAUCAGAAGGGGCGCGCCCGGGGCAGAACCCGCACGUCCAGCCAGUCGGCGCUGUCGUUGCUGGAGGGGCACGAGGACGACGGAGAGACGCACCCCGAGGCGCCCGACCUCUCCGUGCUGGCUCGCGUGGCCUCCGAAAUGGACGCAGACGAGGAGAUCGACUCGGAGGAGACCGAGACGUCGGACGAGGCCGAGGAACACAAGCAAGACGAGGACGAGGAGGCCUGGCUGCUCAGGGUGGAUCCGGGCGGCCUGUUCGUCCUGCAGGAGCACAACUACACCAGGUCGCCCUCCCGCCUGGUUCCUGCUCCGCACUCGGCCACCCAGAAGAGGACGAAACAGGACGGCGGCGUACUGCUCCCCUCAGAUUUCAACCAGCACUGCGUUCAGGAGGCGCCGGAGGAGGUCAUCGGGGACUUGGUUGAGCACAAGGCUCUGGGCGGCCUCUCCGGGAUGGGGCUGGUGGGCGAGGCCGGAGAAUCCGGGGCUCUCGGUACUUCUCCUAAGAAGAAAGGUCCUUUCAAAAGGGAAGAGGAGCUGGAAAAAGAGAGGAGUAAAAAGAGGAGUAGGAGUCAUAAGGAGAAUGUGGAAAUUCAGCCUGCAAAAAGGCAGAAGGAGGAGCAUGGCAAGAAACAGAGGAGGGGGAAGUUAGAGGACCGCGAGGACGACGUGGACGUGGAACAGCUGGAGACGGGUGGCAUGUCCAGCUCCAGCUCGGAAUCGGCCGACUCCGACUUCGGCCCGGACGAUCACCAGGGCUUCGAGAAGGAGGAGGUCAGGAAGAGCGAGCGGCUCUUCCUCCAGGAAGCGGGCGUCACCCCGUCCACCCAGAGGAAACCCGGUCGGGCUCUGACGCUGCCACCGCCGCACACGUACAAGCAGCGCAGCGAGUUCGAACAGAUGACCAUCCUGUACGAUAUCUGGAACACCGGCCUGGACCAGGAGGACAUGAAGCUGCUGAGGGAGACCUACGAAAAGCUGCUGCAGAAAGAUCAGAACACCGACUGGCUCAACGAUACGCACUGGGUUCCUCACACUAUCACCAACCUCCGAACGCCGCGGCGUAAGAAGAAGGCGCCGGACGCGCAGCUGAGGGAACACGUCACGGGCUGCGCGCGUAGCGAGGGCUACUACGCCAUCAGCCGCAAAGAGAAGGACGUCUACCUGGAGCUGGACCUUCCCCAGACCAAGAGGGAAGCUGGGGAUUUCGACACCGCGGGUUCAAACCGGCUGCUGGCUGAGCGGCGCUCGGAGCAGAGGCGGCUCCUCAGCGCUAUCGGCACGCCGGCGGUGAUGGACUCCGACCUGCUCAAACUCAACCAGCUCAAGUUCCGUAAAAAGAAGCUGCGCUUCGGCCGCAGUCGUAUCCACGAGUGGGGGCUGUUCGCCAUGGAGCCCAUCGCGGCCGAUGAGAUGGUCAUUGAGUAUGUGGGCCAGAACAUCAGACAGAUGGUGGCUGACACUCGGGAGAAACGCUACGCUCAGGAAGGGAUUGGCAGCAGCUACCUGUUCCGCGUCGAUCACGACACCAUCAUCGACGCCACCAAGUGUGGUAACCUGGCGCGCUUCAUCAACCACUGCUGCACACCGAACUGCUACGCCAAGGUGAUCACCAUCGAGUCCCAGAAGAAGAUCGUCAUCUACUCCAAGCAGCCCAUCGCCGUGAACGAGGAGAUCACGUACGACUAUAAAUUCCCCAUAGAGGAGAACAAAAUCCCCUGUCUGUGCGGGACGGAGAACUGCCGAGGAACGCUCAACUGAAACCCCGCGACAGACCGAGACCCUCCUGCACAAUCGAGUCGGCCGAUCGGCGAUCGGCUCAUCUCGGUGGCCCCCAGACCGCAGCAGCACCCGGCGCACGAGGGAAUCAGUUCUAAGCCCUCGGCCUGCUGUAGGUAUCGAUACAGACGAUCGGUUCACUUCCUGUUAGAUGCCGAGACGCCGCCGCUGUAGUUCCUCCUGCAGUAGCGCACACAAUUUCUCAUGUAGUGCCAGAGAAGUAAAAAAAAAAAAAAAAAACAGUUUAGAUGAAGAUUAUUUCUCUUUUUCUCUGGUUUCCCCCAAAUUUUUGACAUAUGAAAGAUGCUUUUUUAUUUUGAACCAAAAUACCAGUGCGUAAAUACCCAAACUAAACAACAGAAACAUCCCAGCUUGUGGUGUUUGUGGUGUCCACUGCCUGUUUUACGGGAAGCUACAAAAAAAAAGUCCAGCAAGCCUAAAUGUCAUCAGUACUUCUGUUUAAAUCAUUACUGAAUUUCCUUGUGUCCUCCAGAAAAGUUUUAUUGGGCAAGUUCCUAAUUACAACCCCCCCAACAAAAUGCCAAACUGGUUGUAUUGAUACUGGUGGUAUUUUGGAGUCUGGAGGCUUAUGUAUGAAUCCAGACAAUGACGACCUUUGGUCUCGUGGAAGCAUGUUAGCCCUUGCUGUACUCGGUUGCCCAAGUUGUCAGCUUCCAUAACAUAGUUGGCAUUGCUGGUGCUUGGGUGGCACAAUGGUCUAACGGGGCUAACACACCACUGAGUUGGAAUCUCAGCAGAGCCACCGACCCGGUCAGGCCUCCAGACAAACCUCAGUGGGCACGGCUGCUGUGAUACGUGACCGGUCCGGGCGCCUGCGCGGGUUUGAGGGGAAGGGGGGGG
This is a messenger RNA of Trichomycterus rosablanca, 7255 nucleotides long. It is a transcript of the gene setd1a, whose product is annotated as SET domain containing 1A, histone lysine methyltransferase. The transcript is spliced from 21 exons. Gene Ontology annotation, cellular component: Set1C/COMPASS complex. Gene Ontology annotation, molecular function: protein binding; RNA binding; histone H3K4 methyltransferase activity. The coding region runs from base 20 to 6376 and encodes 2118 amino acids. NCBI's taxonomy places the organism in Eukaryota, Metazoa, Chordata, Actinopteri, Siluriformes, Trichomycteridae. The record is from RefSeq and is a predicted model, not a curated record.